AUGGUGAAAGGGGCGCUCGAGGUGCAUCUCCGGGGAGCUACCGGCAUCAAAAACACAGAUUUCCUUAGUAUCGGACAAGGCUCCAACCCGAUUUGGAACCAGAAGUUUCUGUUCGUGGUUGAAGACGGAGUGAGCGAGCUUUUUAUCAAGCUGGUGCCACUGAACAGAGUCCUGUCUGAGCUUGAUCAUCCGCUGGCAUCCUACAAUGUUAUUCGACCAUCCGGCAAGGUCAAGGGAGAAGUCAUGGUUGCAUUGAAAUUUACUCCAAAGGUAAGAAGGCAUUACAGAGGCAGUCACUCGUUUUUAACUUGA
Messenger RNA from Selaginella moellendorffii, 312 nucleotides. RefSeq names its product elicitor-responsive protein 3. The record is from RefSeq and is a predicted model, not a curated record. The transcript is spliced from 3 exons. The coding region runs from base 1 to 312 and encodes 103 amino acids. Lineage: Eukaryota; Viridiplantae; Streptophyta; Lycopodiopsida; Selaginellales; Selaginellaceae.